This is a messenger RNA of Olea europaea var. sylvestris, 1730 nucleotides long. Its product is annotated as type IV inositol polyphosphate 5-phosphatase 3-like. Gene Ontology annotation, biological process: phosphatidylinositol dephosphorylation. Bases 18 to 1100 code for a protein of 360 amino acids. Lineage: Eukaryota; Viridiplantae; Streptophyta; Magnoliopsida; Lamiales; Oleaceae. The record is from RefSeq and is a predicted model, not a curated record. Gene Ontology annotation, molecular function: phosphatidylinositol-4,5-bisphosphate 5-phosphatase activity; inositol-polyphosphate 5-phosphatase activity; phosphatidylinositol-3,4,5-trisphosphate 5-phosphatase activity. The transcript is spliced from 3 exons.
AAUUCCUUAAUUUUUAAAUGGGGAUUAGUAAUAUACUAAUGCACUUUUGUAUUCCAGAGGCUCUUCCCAGGAUAAGAAGAAAGUCAGAGACAUUUAGGGCUCAGUACAUAAACACUAAGGAAAUCAGAAUAUGUGCGGGCACAUGGAAUGUUGGAGGAAGAGUUCCUCCAGACGAUCUAGAUCUAGAUGGCUGGUUAGAUAUUGAUGAGCCUGCUGAUGUAUACGUAAUUGGCCUUCAGGAGAUUAUACCAUUAAAUGCUGGUAAUAUAUUUGGCGCUGAAGACAGGCGACCAGUUUCAAUAUGGGAAAACAUAAUCCGUGAAACUCUGAACAAGAUUCCGCCUGUCACUGAAUUCAAAUGCUACAGUAAUCCUCCUUCUCCUUCAAGGUUUAAGCCAUCUGAAGAAGCGCCAAACAUAGAUGAAAUCUUACAGACUGACAGUGACUUUGAGGAAGAAAUCUGCCCACUGAAUGAAGAAUCAAACUUUGUUACUGAAAUCAAGGAUAGAACAGUCACAGGAGAAAAUGUUGUUGAUCUUGAUGGCCCUGUUUCAAUUGACAAACACAACUUUGGAAUUUCAGUUGAAACGGAGUUGCAACGCCAAUUUUCUUCUCCAGUUAUGCUGGACAGAUUGAACUGCUUCAGGACAGAGGAUUCUGAAGAAAACGUAGCAUUGCCAAGCACCCAGUACAUCAAUAAAUUAGCCAGAACACUAAGUGGGAUAGAACGGAUUGGCUUAAGCUGGCCAGAGGCACCUCUACAUCUUUUGGGUCAGCAUGUUUUAGAGAGAAAUAAUUCCUUCAAAUCUUUCAAUGUUUCGAAAUCUUUCAAGACAUAUAGUUCUUUCAAGUCAAAUAUGGCAGGAGAAAGUAGAAUGAGAUCAGAUAUAGCUUCACUUGCCGAACCUGACCUUGAAAGCCUGCUAAAACGGAAAAAAAGGUCCCCUUACGUUAAAAUAGUAAGCAAGCAAAUGGUCGGAGUUUUCAUUACCAUCUGGGUUCGUAGAAGCUUGCGAAGGCAUAUACAGAACUUAAAUGUAUCUUCUGUUGGUGUUGGUGUCAUGGGAUAUAUAGGCAACAAGGUUAGUUCCUUUUUUUAAUCUUAGCUUGGAAUUAUAUUAGUACUUCUGGAUGGGCGAAAUACUUUUCAAAGUUAUAUAGAAUAGAUUGUGAAUUAAUCUUGUUAUCUAAUAUUAACUAACCCCCCCAUUGCUGUCAUAUACUUUGGGUAAUUAUUUUCUAUUUGCAGUGCAAGGUUAUACUUCCUUAUACUUGCAGUGUAAGUAUACUCAUUUUUAUGCCAUGAACUUUAUGUCAAAUAUGAACCUACACACAUCUAGGAUGACAAUAAGUAUUUAUAAUUCAAGAAUCUACAUUUGGAUUUAAGAUGAUCAUCGAUGGAAAGUUGAAAGUCCUAGUCAAACAUUUUAUCAACAACCAGGAUUUCCAGAACAACUGCUAAUAUUGUCUUGCUCAUGUUUUAUUGUUCUUCCCUUAUCAUUCAAUUGUUGGAGCUGGCCUAACAAACAAUCUAGGGAGAGGGAAACAUAAAAGAGGAUGAGAAGUAUCAAUCUUUAAGGCGACUGUUGUGAGGUAUCCAUCUAAAGUUAAUUUUCAGGAAUUGUUAGUCCUGGCUGAAAAAACAAUCUAGGUAGAGGGAAUAAAAAAGAGAUUGAAAAUUAUCAAUCUCUAAGGAGUAAGGACUAAGGUUAUUGUCUGUGGACAUCUUA